AUGGUGAAAAAUAUCGUAAUUGCCAUUGGAUCAUUGAUUAUUUUUGGUACUUCCCAGCCUUGCCAGACCCGUGAUGAAUUUGUGGCUGCCACUUCUCCAGGGCAUAUCAUGAUUGGAGGUUUGUUUGCCAUUCAUGAAAAAAUGCUGUCCUCAGAAGACUACCCCAGAUGGCCAGAAAUCCAGAAGUGUGUCAGCUCUGAAAUAUCAAAUUUUCUUCAAACUCUUGCCAUGAUACACAGCAUUGAGAUGAUCAAUAAUUCAACACUAUUAUCUGGAGUCAAACUAGGGUAUGAAAUCUAUGACACUUGCAUAGAUGUCACAGAGGCAAUGGCAGCUGCUCUGAGGUUUCUCUCUAAGUUCAACUGCUCCAGAGAAAUCGUGGAGUUUAAGUGUGACUAUUCCAGAUACAUGCCAAGGGUUAAGGCUGUCAUAGGUGCUGGCUACUCAGAAAUAACCAUGGCUGUCUCCCGGAUGUUGAAUUUACAGCUCAUGCCACAGGUGAGUUAUGAAUCAAAUGCAGAAACCUUAAGUGACAAAAUUCACUUUCCUUCAUUUUUACAGACUGUGCCCAGUGACUUCUACCAAACUAAAGCAAUGGCCCACCUGAUUCAGAAAUCUGGAUGGAACUGGAUGGGUAUCCUAACCACAGAUGAUGACUAUGGACGACUGGCUCUCAACACUUUUGCAAUUCAGACCUCAACAAAUAAUGUGUGCAUAGCCUUCAGAGAAGUUCUCCCAGCCUUCCUCUCAGAUAAUACCAUUGAAGUCAGGAUCAGUCAGACACUUGAGAGAAUCAUAGCAGGCCAGGUUAAUGUCACUGUGGUAUUUCUGAGUCAGUUCCAUGUUUUCAAUCUCUUCAGUAAAGCCAUUGAAAGGAAUAUAAAUAAGAUCUGGAUUGCUAGCGAUAACUGGUCAAUGGCCACCAAGAUCACCACCAUUCCUAAUGUUAAAAGGAUUGCCAAAGUUGUGGGGUUUACCUUUAGAAGAAGGAAUAUGUCCUCUUUCCAUUCCUUUCUUCAAAAUCUGCAUAUGUUUCCCAGUGAUAAUAACAAGCCCUUAAAUGAAUAUGCCAUGCUUAAGUCUGCCUGUGCAUACACUAAGGACAGUGAUCUGAGUCAAUGCAUUUCCAACUAUUCUCAGGGGACUUUGGCCUACAAGGCUAACGAGGAUAUAGAAAGGAACUUCUCGCUGAGAAAUGACUUCCUGUGGGAUUACACUGAGCCGGGACUUGUUCACAGUAUUCAGCUAGCAGUGUUUGCCCUUGGUUAUGCCAUUCGGGAUCUGUGCCAAGCUCGAGACAGUCAGAACCCCAACGCCUUUCAACCAUGGGAAUUACUUGAUGUACUGAAAAGUGUGACGUUCACAGAUGGAGGGAGUCCAUUUCAUUUUGAUGCCCAUGGAGAUAUGAAUACUGGAUAUGAUGUUGCGCUCUGGAAGAUCAACGGCCACAUGACUAUUGCCAAGAUGGCACAAUACGAGCUGAAGAAUGAUGUCUUCAUUGUCACAGACCAAGAAACAAAAAAUGAGUUCAGGAAUCUUAAGCAAAUUCAGCCUAAAUGCUCCAAGGAAUGCAGUCCUGGGCAAAUGAAGAAAACAACAAAAAGUCAACAUAUCUGCUGCUAUGAAUGUGUGAACUGUCCUGAAAAUCACUAUAGUAACCAGACAGGCAGCAAUGGAGCUGCCAUCUCAGACCAUGAGAUGGAAUCUGCAAGUUGA
This is a messenger RNA of Eubalaena glacialis (North Atlantic right whale), 1716 nucleotides long. It is a transcript of the gene GPRC6A, whose product is annotated as G protein-coupled receptor class C group 6 member A. Gene Ontology annotation, cellular component: membrane. Gene Ontology annotation, biological process: G protein-coupled receptor signaling pathway. NCBI's taxonomy places the organism in Eukaryota, Metazoa, Chordata, Mammalia, Artiodactyla, Balaenidae. The record is from RefSeq and is a predicted model, not a curated record. Gene Ontology annotation, molecular function: G protein-coupled receptor activity.